AUGCAGAGCGCGAGAGAAGCGAGAGGUGCAAUAGCCCCGCUGCGAGCUCUGAUUUUCCAGAUAGCCCCGCUGCAAGCUCUGAUCUUCCAGAGAGCUACAUUGCGAGCUCUGAUCUUCCAGAGAUCCACGCUGCAAGCUCUGAUCUUCCAGAGAUCCACGCUGCGAGCUCUGAUCUUCCAGAGGGCUACAUUGCGAGCUCUGAUCUUCCAGAGAUCCACGCUGCAAGCUCUGAUCUUCCAGAGAUCCACGCUGCGAGCUCUGAUCUUCCAGAGGGCUACAUUGCGAGCUCUGAUCUUCCAGAGAUCCACGCUGCAAGCUCUGAUCUUCCAGAGAUCCACGCUGCGAGCUCUGAUCUUCCAGAGAGCCACGCUGCGAGCUCUGAUCUUCCAGAGAGCCAUGCUGCGAGCUCUGAUCUUUCAGAGAGCCACGCUGCGAGCUCUGAUCUUCCAGAGAGCCAUGCUGCGAGCUCUGAUCUUUCAGAGAGCCACGCUACGAGCUGAGAUCUGCCAGAGAGCCACGCUACGAGCUCAGAUCUGCCAGAGAGACGUCACGCUUCCUCCUCCUCCGCUCGACUUUGAGGACGACGCGCUUCCUCCUCCUCCGCUUGUCUACAAGGACGUCGUGCUUCCUCCUUCUGCGCUCGACUACGAGGAUGCUUCAAUGUCUGCUCCGUCACCCUGCUCCGGUGGACCUCCGAUGGCACUCCAGAACUGGGUGGCAACCAGGGAUAGUCUGGUGACAACUGGAGAGACAGUUGACAGCUCGGAAAGACGGCAACCGGGGCAGGGAGGGUUAGCACCCCAACCUGCGUCUUCCGUGAGGAAGAAACCCAAGCGUGCUACGGAAAAGCCUUCUGAGAUAUACCCCCAGGGGAGCCCGAGAGGGGGGGAGAAUGAGAGCCCCAUUCAGACUGACCACACGGCAUCGACAUACGGCAAUGGAAAUUUGACCACGAAUGCACAAUGCAUCUGCGGAAAAGUGUGUAAGAACUCGCGUGGCCUUAAGAUUCAUCUGGCCAGAAUGAAGUGUGGGGACCAGAGGAGCACACUGCAACGCACAGGACCUAGUCCUGGUGAGACGCAGGAGGGGCCAGGCCAGGAAGCACCCCACAGUGCCCAGCCCCUCCGAGCAGUAAAGCCUCUGUACCCCUGCAGGUCAUUCCAUCAGAAGCAGAUCAAGUGGCCUUCAGCCAAUAGCCAGGCAGCAUGGGCACAGUUUGACACAGAUGUGAGCCUGAUCCUGGAAGCCACCGCUAAGGGAGAAGUGGACAGGCGCCUCAAGACCAUGACAUUCAUCAUAGUCAGCUACGCAGUAGAGAGGUUUGGCCUCAGGGAGAGCAAGAACCCCAAGAAAUAUAUAUUGAAUCGCCGGGCUACUCAGAUCCACAAAUUACGCCAAGAACUGCGGGGCCUAAAGAAGCAGUACAAAGUAGCAGGUGAAGAGGAGAAACAACCCCUCGUUGAGCUUCGUAACAUCCUGAGGAAGAAGCUCAUGACGCUGCGGCGGGCAGAAGGACACCGAAGGCGAAGAAAGGAGAGAGCAAGGAAGCGUGCGGCGUUCAUCUCCAACCCAUUCACCUUUACCAAGAGGCUGCUUGGGGAUAAACGGAGUGGCAACCUUAGGUGCUCAGUGGCAGAGGCAGACACCUUUCUGCACAACACCCUCAGCGACCCAGAGAGGGACCAAGACCUGGAACCGCAGAGGACCCUCAUCAGCCCACAGGCGCCUGCUGUGGAGUUUGUGAUGAGGGAGCCCAGCUGGGCUGAAAUACAGGAGGUGGUGAAGAGCGCCAGAACAGCGUCAGCCCCAGGCCCCAGCGGUGUUCCAUAUACUGUGUACAAACGUUGUCCACAAUUACUACGACAUCUGUGGAAGCUGUUGAGGGUGAUUUGGCGCAGGGGACAAGUGGCAGGUCAAUGGAGAUGUGCAGAGGGUGUGUGGAUCCCGAAGGAAGAAGACUCAAAGGACAUCAGUCAGUUUAGGAUAAUCUCGCUGCUAAGCGUCGAAGGCAAGAUUUUCUUCAGCAUCUUGUCACGACGUCUAACUGAGUUCCUUCUGAAGAAUAGUUAUAUAGACAUCUCUGUUCAGAAGGGUGGGAUUCCUGGAGUGCCUGGAUGCCUGGAACAUACAGGAGUGGUUACACAACUCAUCAGAGAGGCUCGUGAAGGGAAAGGAGACUUGACCGUACUGUGGCUGGACCUAGCCAAUGCGUAUGGCUCCAUACCUCACAAGCUGGUUGAGGUCGCCCUCUUGCGACAUCAUGUUCCCACUAAAGUCAAAGACCUUAUCCUGGACUAUUACAGCAAUUUCAAGCUAAGAGUCACUGCUGGGUCAGGCACAUCGGACUGGCAUCGACUUGAGAAGGGCAUAAUAACAGGCUGUACAAUCUCAGUCAUCCUUUUUGCACUCGCCAUGAACAUGAUAGUCAAGUCAGCAGAGGUGGAGUGUAGGGGACCCCUGACAAAAUCUGGAGUACGCCAGCCCCCUAUAAGAGCGUUCAUGGAUGACCUAACUGUCACCACCACAUCUGUCCCGGGCUGCAGAUGGAUUCUGCAAGGGCUGGAGAAGCUCAUCACAUGGGCAAGGAUGAGCUUUAAACCAGCAAAAUCAAGAUCUCUGGUGCUCAAGAAGGGGAAGGUGACAGAUAGGUACAGCUUCUCACUGGCUGGAACCACCAUCCUGUCUAUUACGAAACAACCAGUCAAGAGCCUAGGUAAGGUCUUUGAUAGCAGCCUCAAGGACACUGCGUCCAUUCAGAGAACCAGCAAGGAGCUGGGGGGCUGGUUGAGAUGUGUUGACAGAUCUGGCCUGCCAGGGAGAUUCAAGGCUUGGAUUUAUCAACAUUCCAUCCUGCCCCGCAUCCUGUGGCCGCUGCUAGUGUACGCAGUACCCAUGACGACUGUAGAGGCCAUGGAGAGAAAGAUCAGCAGUUACUUGCGAAGAUGGCUUGGCCUACCCCGAAGCCUGAGCAGCGCUGCACUGUAUGGCAGUAGUAACAUCCUGCAGCUUCCGUUCAGUGGACUCACUGAAGAGUUCAUGGUAACCAGGACUCGGGAAGCCCUGCAAUACAGGGAAUCCAGGGAUGGAAAAGUGGCAUCGGCUGGCAUCCAGGUGAAGACAGGUCGGAAAUGGAGGGCCGAUGAGGCUCUGGAAGUGGCCGAGUCGCGACUGAGGCAGAAGGUACUUGUCGGGUCCAUAGCCUCAGGGCGCGCAGGAAUUGGCUAUUUUCCAUCAACCAGGGUGGACAAAGCCCAAGGUAAACAGCGGCAGCGCCUCAUUCAGGAGGAAGUGAGGGCAGGUGUGGAGGAAGAACGAGCCAGCAGGGUGGCGGGAAUGAGGCAACAAGGAGCAUGGACUAAAUGGGAGAAUGUUCUUCAGCGGAAGAUCACCUGGCCCAACAUUUGGAGAACAGACUCCCUCAACAUCAGGUUCCUAAUCCAAGCUGUUUAUGACGUCCUACCAACUCCAUCCAACCUCCAUGUCUGGGGCAAAGCAGAGACACCAUCCUGCACUCAGUGUCCAGGACGGGGGUCCCUGGAACACCUCCUCAGCAGCUGCCCAAAAGCCCUUGGAGAGGGGCGUUAUCGCUGGCGCCACGACCAGGUGCUAAAGGCGGUUGCUGAGAGCAUAGCCAAGGCCAUUAACACCACCAAGGGCCACAGCAAGCCUAAGACCAUCAGGUUUCACAGAGCUGGAGAGAAGCCCACCAUCCCAGCAGGGGGCAGGUUAGGUCUCCUCACCACUGCCACGGACUGGCAGCUGGAAGUGGAUCUGGGCAAACAGCUGAAGAUCCCAUCAAGGAUAACAUCUACACGGCUCCGACCAGAUAUGAUCAUUGUUUCGGAUUCCACCAAGCAGUUAAUCAUUCUGGAACUCACAGUUCCCUGGGAAGAACGCAUGGAGGAGGCAAAUGAGAGGAAGCGUGCCAAGUACCAGGAGCUAGUGGAGGAGUGCAGGAGCCAAGGCUGGAAGACCUACUGCGAACCCCUGGAGGUGGGAUGCCGAGGAUUUGCAGGGCGGUCCCUCUGCAAAGUGCUCACUAUGCUAGGCCUCACUAGUGAGGCAAAGAGGAAAGCCAUUAGGUCUGCAACUGAAGCCGCAGAAAGAGCCACAAGAUGGCUUUGGAUUAAGAGGGCUGACCCGUGGAUGAAUGCUGCUGGGACACAGGCCGGAGUCUGA
Messenger RNA from Clarias gariepinus (North African catfish), 4179 nucleotides. RefSeq lists its product as uncharacterized. The record is from RefSeq and is a predicted model, not a curated record. NCBI's taxonomy places the organism in Eukaryota, Metazoa, Chordata, Actinopteri, Siluriformes, Clariidae. The coding region runs from base 1 to 4179 and encodes 1392 amino acids. The transcript has 4 exons.